This is a messenger RNA of Nerophis lumbriciformis (worm pipefish), 396 nucleotides long. Lineage: Eukaryota; Metazoa; Chordata; Actinopteri; Syngnathiformes; Syngnathidae. The record is from RefSeq and is a predicted model, not a curated record.
AUGAAGGCCAGUCUGGCGGAGGAAGGAGAUGAUCAAGGAGUCGGCCUCGUUUCAACUGGGUUUUAUGACCAGGAGAUCUAUGGAGGAAGCGACAGUCGUUUUGCUGGCUAUGUCACUUCCAUCGCUGCCAACGAACAGGAAGACGACGAUGAAGAGGAUACAGCGACGAGUUUAUUGGGGCAGAAAAAGCAAGGGUACCAUGCACCAGUGGCCAUUCUCAAUGCCAUUCCACAGUCAGAUGAACAAUAUGAUCCAUUUGCGGAGCAUCGCCCACAGAAGAUUGCGGAGCGGGAGGACGAGUACAAAACUCGGCGUAUGCAGAUGAUCAUCUCGCCGGAGCGUCUCGACCCCUUUGCAGAUGUAAACUCAUUUAAUAUAUAUAUAUAUAUAUAUUAG